Molecule: messenger RNA, 1656 nt
Organism: Elephantulus edwardii (Cape elephant shrew)
Lineage: Eukaryota; Metazoa; Chordata; Mammalia; Macroscelidea; Macroscelididae
Gene: ZSCAN25
Product: zinc finger and SCAN domain containing 25
Exons: 5
Coding region: 1-1656 (551 amino acids)
Biological process (GO): regulation of transcription by RNA polymerase II
Molecular function (GO): RNA polymerase II cis-regulatory region sequence-specific DNA binding; DNA-binding transcription factor activity, RNA polymerase II-specific
Source: RefSeq, a predicted model, not a curated record
AUGCUUAAGGAGCGCCCUGGGAUGGCAGAAGAGCCUCAGCAACAAAUGAGUGUUCCUGUGGUGAAGCUGGAGAAGGAGUUGCCAUGGGGCAAAGCAAGGGAGGACGCGAGCCCUGAGACGUUCCGUCUGAGGUUCCGGCAGUUCCGCUACCAGGAGGCAGCCGGGCCCCAGGAAGCUCUCCGGGUCCUGCAGGAGCUCUGCCGCCAGUGGCUGCGGCCCGAGCUGCACACCAAGGAGCAGAUCCUGGAGCUGCUGGUGCUGGAGCAGUUCCUGACCAUCCUGCCCCCGGAGUUCUAUGCCUGGAUUCGGGAGCACUGUCCAGAGAGCAGCAAGACCCUGGUGGCCAUGAUGGAAGACAUGACAGAGAGAGCCCUGGAGGCCAAGGCGGUUCCAUGCCACGUGCAGGGAGAGCAGGACGAGACGGCACUUUGCAGAAGCCCUUGGGAAUCAGGUGUCCACCUGGGACCGGUGGAGGUCAAGCCCGAGUGGGGUUUGCCUCAUGGGGAAGGAGUUCAAGGCCUCGAUCAGAGCACAGAGAACCAACUGAGUCAGGGCCCUGGAGAUGGGACGCCGGCUUUCCAGGAGCAGGCUCUGCCUCUUCUUCAUGCCGGGCCAGGCCUCCCCUCAGUGAACACCAGAGACCCAGAGAUGACAGCUGGCUUCCUCACGGCUGGACCCCAGGGUUUGGCACCGUUUAAAGACAUGGCUCUGGCCUUCCCUGAGGAGGAGUGGAGGCACGUGACCCCGGCUCAGAUUGACUGCUUUGGUGAAUAUGUAGAACCAGAAGUCUGUGGGGUCUCCUCUCCAGGCAUCGGGAGAAAGGAGAAGGACAUCAAAACCCAGCCAGAAGACAUUAAAGGGCCGCUUGCCGGACUGACCUCAGAGAGGUUUGAGGAGGCCGUUCUCCAGGGCCCUGAGCUUGGAAGACCCUGUGACCAGGAGCCCAGUAGCUCCGUGGCUCACAUGCCGGGACUUCCUGCACCCCAGCAUGGUGUCAUACCCUUGCCCGAUGACCUCAAGACUCACAGCUCCUUCUGGAAGCCUUUCCAGUGCCCCGAGUGUGGGAAGGGCUUCAGCCGCAGCUCAAAUCUUGUCCGACACCAGCGAACCCAUGAGGAGGAGAAAUCUUACGGCUGUGUGGAAUGCGGGAAAGGUUUUACUCUCAGAGAGUACCUCAUGAAGCACCAGAGAACCCACUUAGGCAAGAGACCUUAUGUAUGUAGCGAGUGUUGGAAAACCUUCAGCCAGAGACACCAUCUCGAGGUGCACCAACGCAGUCACACCGGGGAGAAGCCCUACAAGUGCACCGACUGCUGGAAGAGCUUUAGUCGCAGGCAGCACCUGCAGGUGCACCGCAGGACGCACACGGGGGAGAAGCCCUACACCUGUGAGUGCGGCAAGAGCUUCAGCAGGAACGCCAACCUGGCGGUGCACCGGCGCGCACACACCGGGGAGAAGCCUUACGGCUGCCAGGUGUGUGGGAAGCGGUUCAGUAAGGGGGAGCGGCUGGUCCGACACCAGAGGAUCCACACGGGCGAGAAACCCUACCACUGCCCCGCCUGUGGGAGAAGCUUCAACCAGAGGUCCAUCCUCAACCGACACCAGAAAACCCAGCACCGCCAGGAAGCCCCCGGGGCCGUGAAGGCACCUUGCUGA